AUGCCCAACGACGACGCAUUCAACAAGUCCUCGGCACCGUCGGAAGCCCCGCACACCUCCGGGGCACCGCCGCAGAGCAAGACGGCGGUCUUCGGCAAAGUGGCGGGGGCUCUGCUGGUAACCUCGGGCGCCGGAGGCAGCGGCGGCGGCGGCGGCGGUGGCGGUGGCGGCAGCGGCGGCGGCGGCGGCGGCGGCUGCUCGGGGGCGUCCGGCGGGGGUGCCGGGAGCAAGAAGUCUCCGCGGCUGCCCAAGUGCGCGCGAUGCAGGAACCACGGCUACGCGUCGCCGCUCAAGGGCCACAAGCGCUUCUGCAUGUGGCGGGACUGCCAGUGCAAGAAGUGCAACCUGAUUGCCGAGAGACAGCGCGUGAUGGCCGCGCAGGUGGCCCUGCGAAGGCAGCAGGCCCAGGAGGAGGAACUGGGGAUCAGCCACCCCAUCCCGCUGCCCACUGCGGCUGAGCUGCUUGUCAAGAGAGAGAACAAUGGCAACAACCCUUGUCUGAUGACCGAGAACAGUGGCUCCUCGCAGCCUCCACCACCACCACCACCACCACCACCACCACCACCGCUGCCACCAGUCAGCACCGCGACCGCUGCAGUUGCAGAUGGACGCAUGGUCAUCCAGGAUAUUCCUGCUGUCACCAGCAGAGGGCACGUGGAGAACACACCUGACCUGGUUUCAGACCCCACCUACUACAGCAGCUUCUAUCAGCCGUCGCUGUUUCCUUACUACAACAAUCUGUACAACUACCCGCAGUACUCCAUGGCACUGAGCGCCGAUGCCUCUUCCGGGGACAUGGGAAACCCCCUCGGGGGAUCCCCGGUGAAGAACAGCCUUCGGAGCCUUCCAGCACCUUAUGUACCUGGUCAGACAGGAAACCAGUGGCAGAUGAAAACCUCGGAGAACCGCCACCCUGUGAGUUCCCAGUACAGGAUGCAUUCUUACUACCCGCCUCCUUCCUACCUGGGCCAGAGCAUGUCCCAGAUCUUCACCUUUGAGGAUGGCCCUGCCUACUCCGAAGCCAAAGCGAGCGUAUUCUCGCCGCCCAGCAGUCAAGAUUCUGGCUUGGUCUCCCUCUCCAGCAGCUCUCCGAUCAGUAACGAGAGCACAAAGGGAGUGCUCGAAUGUGAGCCGGCCUCAGAGCCCAGCAGCUUUGCGGUCACUCCCGUCAUCGAGGAGGACGAGUAAGCGGUGCCCAAUG
Messenger RNA from Molossus molossus (Pallas's mastiff bat), 1201 nucleotides. RefSeq names its product doublesex and mab-3 related transcription factor 1 (gene DMRT1). NCBI's taxonomy places the organism in Eukaryota, Metazoa, Chordata, Mammalia, Chiroptera, Molossidae. Gene Ontology annotation, molecular function: RNA polymerase II cis-regulatory region sequence-specific DNA binding; DNA-binding transcription factor activity, RNA polymerase II-specific. The coding region runs from base 1 to 1188 and encodes 395 amino acids. The record is from RefSeq and is a predicted model, not a curated record. The transcript has 5 exons. Gene Ontology annotation, cellular component: nucleus. Gene Ontology annotation, biological process: regulation of transcription by RNA polymerase II; sex differentiation.